Messenger RNA from Chaetomium fimeti, 774 nucleotides. RefSeq lists its product as uncharacterized. Lineage: Eukaryota; Fungi; Ascomycota; Sordariomycetes; Sordariales; Chaetomiaceae. The record is from RefSeq and is a predicted model, not a curated record. The annotation marks the transcript as partial. The transcript is spliced from 2 exons.
CCACAACCCGCAAUGGACCCAGGCGUUUUACGAAUCGCCGAACAGUGAAAGGGACUACAUUCGGUAAGCCCCCGCUUACAUUAGCCCAGAAUUGGCCUCGCAUACCAAUCCACCCGGCCCUACAGCUGCCCGAUGUGCUGUCGUCCCGGGCUCCUCGGAACCCUCAUCCUCUUCUUCCAAGCACUCAACGACCGCCGCGCCCAGAAGCGGGCCGCCCGCGUCAAGCAAGCGGCCAAGAAGCACCCUCCCAAGAUCGGCCACCACCUCCAAUAUCGAUAACAUAACCAUGCUCCACGAAAUCCUCCUCUCCCUCUCCGGCCACCCCUCCCCCCUCCUCCGCUCCGCCUCCUCCAACCCCACCAACGCCCUCACAACCCCCGAACGCGCCCUCCUCUCCUCCCUCGCCCACCUCAGCGACCUACACAUCCACCUGCUGACCUCCACCGCGCACACCGCAACCGCGCACCCGUCCGUCAUCUGCCGGGCCGUCGCGUCCGCCACCGACGUCCUGCACCUAGCCGCCUUCCGGCGCAAAGUGCGCGUUGUCGAGGAGACGCUCCUGCGUAAGGAUGCUGCGCUGGUCGGGGCGUAUGAUAUCGUGCCGCUGACGGCGGUGGGGGCGGAGUUUGUGGGGUGGGGGAGGAGGUUGGAGUGGUUGGGGAGGGUGCUAGAGAUUAUGGUGGGUGAUGGGGGUGGUGGUGGGAGGGAGGCCUCUGCUGGGUGUACGGGGGGCAAGGGUGAUAGAUUUUUUUUUCGGCGGGGGGGGGGGGGGGG